Aedes aegypti (yellow fever mosquito) is the source of this 960-nucleotide messenger RNA. Its product is annotated as brachyurin. The transcript has a single exon. Gene Ontology annotation, biological process: proteolysis. The record is from RefSeq and is a predicted model, not a curated record. Gene Ontology annotation, molecular function: serine-type endopeptidase activity. Lineage: Eukaryota; Metazoa; Arthropoda; Insecta; Diptera; Culicidae. The coding region runs from base 33 to 926 and encodes 297 amino acids.
AUACGCAUAGUACACGUAAUCCAUAAUCCACGAUGAGUAGAAUUGCAGCGGUGUUUCUGAUAGCUUUGGUGACGGUGGCCGCCGACAUUGACUGGACCAAGGUACGUCCGAUUGAAGAUUUUGAUCACUACUGGACACGUCUUCCCGCAGAGUUGCAGUUUCUGCGAAAUUCAGUUCCCAGUGCAAGAGUGACUAAUGGACGCGAAGCCAUCCCUGGCCAAUUCCCGUACCAAGUAGCGUUGGUUAUCAGUUUCAACCAGGGCAGUGGUUUGUGUGGCGGCUCAAUUAUCUCCAAUAACUACGUUCUGACUGCAGCUCAUUGCGUCCAAGGGGCCAGCGGUGGAACCGCUUUGGUUGGAGCUCACAACCGACUGAACAAUGAACCUUCUCAACAGUCCAUCGUGUUUGAGCUCGAUGGAAUUACGAUCCAUCCUGAGUAUACCUCGAAUACCAUCAGGAACGAUGUAGCGACCAUUCGUUUGACCAAUUCGAUCGUGUUCAACGAUCGCGUCCGACCAAUUCGCCUUCCAAGUUCGACCGAUGUCCGGACCUUCUCCGGCCGUAUAGCAACGGUUUCCGGGUUCGGAAGAACAUCGGACACCAGUCCCGUCACUUCCGCUGUGGUUUUCUUCACCACCAAUCCAAUCAUCACAUUCGCCAAUUGUUUGGAUCAAUGGAGCAAUGCUGUGCACGUGAUCCAAUCGCAGAACAUCUGCCUGUCAGGUAAUGGUGGAAGAUCGUCUUGCAAUGGAGACUCCGGAGGGCCACUGACCGUUCAGGAAGAUGGCAAAAGCCUUCAGGUGGGAAUCGUAUCCUUCGGAUCGUCGGCUGGUUGUGCCAUCGGAAGGCCUUCGGUCUACGCUCGGGUAACGCACUUUUUGGACUGGAUUUUGGAGAAUUCCGAUGUUGAUGAGCAAGUAGCUUGAGUUUUUUUUAAUUAUAGAAGGAUACUUAAAACAU